AAAUCGGGAAAAACAAAGUAACAUUUGCGGAAGACGUUACCUUCAGUAUUCAAUUCGCCUUGGUUAUCAACAUAUGAGUCCAAGAAUUCGCCUUGAUAUAUGUCUACUUUUGUUUUUAAUGAGAAUCCUUACGCGAAAUUUGACAGCUGCCAGUUUUUGAUGCUUUUGAGGCAUAAAUCAAUAAAAUUUCCAUGGCAUAUUAAAAACACGAAAUAAAAGGAAGAUAAAAAUAGUUCAGAAAAGGGCUAAUGGUUCACUCAAAAUGAAAUUCCAGUUCCGGAGAAGUUAUAAAUUGACCAAAUACAUGCGGGAGUAAAAUAUAACUUCGAAAUGAAUAUACAACUCACCAGCUUUGAAUUAAGUUCGGAGGCAUUAAUUGGAUCAUUAUUGGCAUUAUGCGCAUUAUUCGUUUUUUGUCGCAGUUUAUUGGUGGAAGACGUUAUUUGCAUACCAGGGAAAACUAAACAUAGCUGGAAGUCUAUCAAAAUCCUGGAAAAGGCUUGUUACUGCAAUUCUUGCGAAGUCCUUCUAACCCCUUCGGCUGGUCUGUUUUGUGAUUGCUGUGGCAUUUGUACCCAUAACGCUAACAUUUGUACCAAAAAAAUAGAUAUCACUAAUCGUUGCAAAGAUAAAUGGCUGCGAAAUGAAAAAUCUAUGCGCCAUCUAUGGGUUCGUGGCAAUUUGCCUUUGGCGGUGAUUUGCGCUGCCUGUAGCGACGAAAUCGAUUACCAUGCUACUGCGGGCCUCUAUGGUUGGAGGUGUGCAUGGUGUCAACGCUGUUACCAUAACAACUGCUACAAACAUAUAGAUACUCGUGCAGAAUGUGAUCUAGGUGAAUUCCGGGACAUGAUUUUUCCACCAUAUUGCAUUGUUGCUGCACGUACGCGUGAGUCGGUAAGAUUGCACUUAGCUGGCAUCAAACCACCAAGCAUUGAAGGAUGGGAGCCUCUAAUAGUUAUUGCCAAUACAAAAUCUGGGAGCAAUACAAGUUCGGAUGUGGUAUCUUUGCUUCGCGGUUUUCUCCAUCCUCUCCAAGUAAUGGAAUUGGGUACUCGGGGACCCCAAGAUGCCAUGCAAUGGGCAGCAAAGGCCAGUCCACGGCCUUGCCGAUUGUUGGUAGCGGGUGGCGACGGAACAGUGGGUUGGGUGCUAAAUACAAUAUACGCACUCAAUAUAAAGCCUAUGCCCUCAGUUGCCAUAAUACCACUGGGUACGGGUAACGAUCUUUCACGUGUGAUGGGUUGGGGACCGGAACCGCCUUCAAUUUUAGAUCCAAUUACAAUACUUAGGAAUAUAAAACAGGCGCGCUCUGUUAAUUUGGAUCGUUUCGAUUUACAAAUUGAGAGACUGCAUUAUCGCCUGCCUAUUCAACGACAUCCGAUCAAAACGAUACAUGUCUAUAACUAUUUUAGCAUUGGAGUGGAUGCGCUGGUCACAUAUAAUUUUCACAAAACUCGUGAAUCUAGAUUUUACGUACUAAGUAGUCGUAUUUUUAAUAAGCUAAUUUAUUUCGGUUUCGGCACGCAACAAAUUGUUCAACGCGAUUGUGAGCGUAUUGAACAGAAAUUGGACAUAUAUUUGGACGGUCACCUUGUAGAUCUGCCUGAAUUGCAAUCGAUUAUCUUCCUUAAUAUUGAUUCAUGGGGAGCUGGCUGUAAACUAUGUGAUCUUAGUAACUCAGAUGCAAAGACGAAGAUAUAUAACUCUAUUUCGGAUGGUAUGAUGGAGGUUUUUGGACUUGUGUCUUCUUUUCACAUGGCACAAUUACAGUGCGGCAUUAGCAAACCGGUGCGCAUUGGCCAAGCCAAGCAAAUACGAAUUGUUGUUAGGGCUACCUGUCCCAUGCAAUCUGAUGGCGAGCCUUGGAUGCAAGCUCCGGCCGACAUACGCUUACAGUCACGCAGCCAAGUACGUAUGCUUAGGUUUGAAAGCUAGUACAAGUACUUAAAAAGCCAAAUGGUUACGCAAUUGUGUUGAACUUAUUUAUGUUAGACCUUAUAUAAGGCUUCGACUCAUAAGUGUCAAAUUUACACGAUAUUACAUAUGUAUGUAUCUGUUUAUAGAUAUGCAUAAGUAUGAUAUUAAAGAUUAAUUUCGUGGUAUUAAAUUUUAAAUUAAUAACAAUUCACAUUUCUAAUUCAAAGUAUUUUGUGACUUAUAGCUGUAUUAACAAUAUGAGAAAUAUGCUUAUAUAAAAUAUUUGCAUUUAUAUAUAUAAGUUAAAGGUGUAAAAGUUGUGUAAAGCUAGAACUCCAUACCAUUCCACGACCGUCGUUUCUUUGUAACCGGAUCUGAAUGGGUUGGUGCGUGACCACCAUUCGGAAUUAAGAGAGGUGCGAAUCUCGGUGAAACACCAAAAUUUAGGAAAAUUUUUUCUAAUAGCGGUCGCUUCUUGGCAGGCAAUGGCAAACCCCGUAUUUCUGCCAUUCCUCAUAAAAAAUAUCUGCCGUUCGGAAUUGGCUUAAAACUGUAGAUCCCUCCAUUUGUGGAACAACAUAAAGACGCACACCAAAAAUAGGAUGAAGAGCUCGGCAAACACCCAAGGGUGUACGCGCAAAUUAUAUAUGUAUAUACACAAUGGUUGUUACUUCCGUAUUUGUAUGGAAUAUCAUGCAACAACAACAUGCAAGCGUUCCUGGCUCUUCGUAUUUCAGCGUUUUAUUCAGUUAUAAGAUUUGUCGGCUGAAGUUCUAGUUUAACACUACCGAUUUUGAUUUCUUGUUUGUUAAGUAUUAAUGUUUUAAGUGAAGUUUGUUUAAUGCCCGAUGAAUGGAACCUGAAUUGUGUUAAAACAUGUGAACACUACUGAUUAUGUACAUAAUUGCAACGCUGCUAUAUUCCAAAAAUCCUCCUUAUUUUACUUGAAAGGCAUCAUCAAAACUUCGAGAUUGUAACCGGCCGAGGACUGUCACUUCAGCAGCAUUUCUCGUAUACGCUCGGGGAAUGUUUA
Messenger RNA from Anastrepha obliqua, 2950 nucleotides. RefSeq names its product diacylglycerol kinase epsilon (gene Dgkepsilon). The record is from RefSeq and is a predicted model, not a curated record. The transcript is spliced from 7 exons. Gene Ontology annotation, molecular function: ATP-dependent diacylglycerol kinase activity. NCBI's taxonomy places the organism in Eukaryota, Metazoa, Arthropoda, Insecta, Diptera, Tephritidae. Bases 331 to 1935 code for a protein of 534 amino acids.